Molecule: messenger RNA, 2550 nt
Organism: Vespa mandarinia (Asian giant hornet)
Lineage: Eukaryota; Metazoa; Arthropoda; Insecta; Hymenoptera; Vespidae
Source: RefSeq, a predicted model, not a curated record
CUGGCACGUCGUGUGGCUUUUGCUAAACAACCAAAGAUACAUUCAACGAGCGAAUAAAUCUUUUAUCGCGCGAAGGUUUGUUGCACGUUCAACGAUCGGACGAUCUCGUAAUUCCGUAACAGAAAAAAAAAAAAAAGAAACGUACGAGGAGCAUCAGUAGAAAAGCAUCGUCCAAUUAAGAGGUUCUCUUUCACUCGUGCGGAUUUAACGUGACAUCAAAGAAAUCCAUGCAUCAUAUCCAGGCCCGUCGCGACGACAGCUGCAUUUUCCCGGCGAUUUCUUAAAAACAUCGUCGCGUCGCGAGGUUGCCUCUGGGGGCGAAAAAGAAAAAUGUCAGAGAGAGCGAACGAGUGAGCGAGCCUUUGAGAGACACCGAGAGACGAUGACAGCUGCGCGUCGUUGUCGAUCAACAACGUUCUUUCUGCUUCUCGACGAAAGUGGCUUCGUUCGGUGACCGGUAACUCGAUCCAAUCCAUUCCAAAUCUACCAAAAUUUAUUUCCUACAACGACGAGACAGAAUUACUUUUCAAAGUCCUCCCUCUCUGGUCUUAUUUCCGAUACGUGUUGCAACUCGGUGUAAGGCGUGCACGAACGAACGAACGAACGAACGAACGAACGAACGAACGAACGAACGAACGCGAGCAGAUUUAUCAAAUAGGCGCGAGACACGCUUAAACACAUGUACAUUGUAAAAACAAGGGAGCACUUUUAAUCGAUACGUAUAACGAACCUUUUAACGAGUACAAAUUCCCUCCUCCCUCCGCUCUUUUUCAUUUUCUUCUACCAACCUUAUUUUCUACUUCGAAUGCAUCGCUCGACGAUAUCUGUGAGUGUCAUAAGUGUUAAUUCAUCGUUAAAAGCAUAUAUCGAGUCGGCAUUCAAAACGAGGAAGAGCCGAGUUUAAAAUCCAUCGACGCGAAAAGCGCAUCGUAGGCUCGCGCUUGUUUUGCGCCAUACUAUUGCGCUGUCUCCGUCAUCUUUUCUUCCUCUUAUCUCCUACAUGAAAGUACCGAUGUUUUUUAGAUGGACGACGAGUUAUCGUCGAAGUUAAUGCAUCCACGCACGACGAUGGGAUUCCGAGCAAUUUUCGGGUUCUAAUAAUAAGCGCUUAACGAAGAGCGUACGAGAAGAAAUAAUCGGUGCAAACUGUCAAAAGAGUUUUAACUAAGGAAUAAAAUUAAUCGACGAUUCGCAAAAUUAUUCGCGAUAAGCGGUAAAGUGCAUGAACGAAUACGAGUUUCCAAGUCGACGCACGUAUUCGUCGACAUUUUCGUCGAUAUAUAUUUUAAUAAUCAAGCCAGACAGAAGAAUUCAUCCGAUGGAUCGCAUCCGCGACAAACCCCGCGCCCCUUUUGCCCGUUCUUUCCCGUCUCCUGUCUCCUAUUUACGGUCUAUUUUCAUGAAAUAAUAAGUUACGGCUUAUGCGUAACUGUCAGAGUUAAAAACGAUAAAUAAACAAGGCGAGCUCGCGGCUAGCAUUUCCUUCGAGGCUUUCCAUUCGCAACAGGAUGAUGUCGCGUUCUCACGGACACGGAGAAUGAAAAUUUCGUUUCAUAAUCGGCCCGAACGAAUCAACGAAGAACGAAUAACGUCGAACGACCGUGCAUAAUUGUGCUCCGAUUUGACAUCGUCCAAAGCGGACGAAAACUUCCGUUAUCGAAGGCCCGAGUGAGGAUUUUUCCGCAAAACUCUGCGUGUUAAAGCCGCAAUGGCGAGGUUACCGGUGGUCCUCCUUUUCCUGAUAUCUCCGCCUUUUCUCGACAACGGAGAUGCUCUGAUACAAGACGGCUUAUCCAAGUUGUUGUUCGGCUCCCUGGCUACGAUAAAAAACGUAAGGAUCCCCGAGUUACUGAAUCAAUUGUGCAACGAAUCGCAAGGCGCCAACGUUACGCUGCGCGAUGCCUGUUACGGUUGCUUUUAUAGGGCGAGCAAUCAACCAACGGGAUAUCCCUUGCUAUUAAGAAUGUCCGCGUGCGCGGACAUGUACCUGAAUAAUACCGAUUACGGUCACUGCCAAGCCUAUCUGAGAAAUGCGACGAAUAAUUUGAACAACCGUGUCGGUCCUGUUACGAUCUACUGUACCUUCCUCGAGUGCAUUCGGCAAGUGAACAAGGACACGCUGGAUGCUUUGCGCGCAACCAUAAGGGAAGAAGGAACAACGACGGGCCGGAAAGCACGAAGGAGGAAUUCCGGCUUUAUAAUAAAAAUAUAUCCUCGCACUUUGAGAGCCGUUUGCGCGUUCAGAGAACGGCAAAACACCGAUUCCAUUACCGUACGACCCGGAGCAGAGCCCAUCGAUCCCAGAACGAAUCCUGCAAGUCCUCGAAAAUCCCAAUUAGAAACUUUUGUCUCCGACGCUUUAAUUACAUGCACCAAGAGCCGACUGUAAUAAGUCCCCUUGUAUAUAGGCGCAUACGUACGUACUCACGUAUUUACGCGUGUAAGUAGAUGGUGGUGUGUAGAUAGGUAUACGAUAAUCCCAUCCCAUGGAAUGCAUUGUAUAAACAACAAAAAAGCUGUAUGUAUGUAUAUAAAAGUCCUUUUAUACGA